Panicum virgatum (switchgrass) is the source of this 1711-nucleotide messenger RNA. RefSeq names its product disease resistance protein PIK6-NP-like. The transcript has 3 exons. Bases 1066 to 1374 code for a protein of 102 amino acids. NCBI's taxonomy places the organism in Eukaryota, Viridiplantae, Streptophyta, Magnoliopsida, Poales, Poaceae. The record is from RefSeq and is a predicted model, not a curated record.
AGAGAGAGAGAGACACACACACACACACAGAGAGAGAGAGAGAGAGAGAGAGAGAGAACCGUCGAUUAAUUGUAAAUAAAAUUUCAAGAAUUUUGGAGAUCUUGUGGAUGAAAAGAAUUGAUGACACAUAUUGAGGAAACAAAAUGGAAAUAGAAAAGCUAACGGCAUUUGCCUAGAAUCAGACCAUCAGGGCAUGGAGGUGUUUAAGAGUCAAAGUAUCCGGUCCACAAGUUUGGCGGCACAUACGUAAUAGAGUGCCAUGCAAAGCAUCCUACGCACUUGUAGCUUCCAUUUCCGUCUCGUUCUGUUGGUAUUGUCUCCUCUCUCACAUAUUGCAUGUCACUGGAAUCUUGUUCAGGUUCUUUGCGGACAGGGACACACCUCCUUUGGAGCUACCAUGUAGCCUUACCAACAAGUAGGACUCGAAUUUUAUGUAGGUCUUGGGUGUAGUCUCAUCUGGUGCCUAGUGGCACAUUUAACAAGGCCUUUUUCUCUGCCUGCCUAUGAUCGCAAGGCAUGGAUGUGUUUGUCCUGUAGUAUGGAGCUGAACCCCUGUUGCUGCUAAAAGGCACAAACAUUGAUCGUGUUAUCGAGUUUGCUAGUUCUUGUUAAAAAAAAUAGCAUCCAACGAGUCGUCUACGGCUUGUCUUUGUACGUGGAUAAAGAACAGUCGUUUUUGGGUCAUGUGCUGAAUCCUUGGGAUUCUCCACUUCCUGAUCGUGUUCUAUUGAUCAUGGAUGGGAGUUUCUUCGACGUUGCAUUGCUUCUGUAAAUCAGAUCGUAAGGUGAUGCUAGUUAUCAUCUGCUAUCCAUGUUGUUCCUCCGUAAAAGAUCAGGACAAAAUCACAGGCACCGUCGUCGUGUCCUUAUCAGACCCGCCACUCCUAUUGUUGAUUGACGACAUAGUGUUGCAUCUGACAAUUCUAAGAUGUCCAGCAUGGUACUGAACACAACCUAAUAGUGGAAUCAACAAGAGUCUUUGUACGUCCUUACCAAGAGCAUCUUUGCUUCGCUCAUAAGUUACCCACUCCAUGGUACAACUUUGCAACCCACCCUAUCUUUGCCAUGGAGGUGCCACGAGAGCAAAUCAAAGAGCAGGUCAUGAUCUGGGUGCGUGACGUAAGGGAGCUGUCCUACGACAUGGAAGACAUCGUCGACAUCUUCCUGGUGCGCGUCCAGGGCCCUGAGGCCCCUAGCAAAAGGAGCACCAAGAGGUUCAUGAAGAAGAUGAUGGAUAUUGUCACAAAGGCUGCAACUCAUCAUGAGAUCGGACAAGAGAUCAAGGACAUCAAGGAGCGUGUCAAGGAGGUGGCCGAGCGACGUGACAGAUACAAAGUAUUAAUCCUGCCAAAAUCUUUGUUGACCCUCGCAUAACAUCUUUGUACACUAAGACGGCUGACCUUAUCGGCAUUGAUGAGGCAAGGGAAGAACUAAUCACAAGGCUGACAAAAGGAGAUGACAUGUCCACACAACAAAGGAUAGUCUCUGUUGUUGGAUAUGGAGGAUUAGCAAGACAACGCUUGCCAAAGCAGUGUAUGACAAGCUUAAGGGAAAAUUUAAUUGCACAGCUUUUGUUCCGGUUGGCCGGAAUCCUGAUUUGAAGAAGGUUUUCAAGGACAUAUUAAUCAAGCUUGAGAAGCAACAAUACAUGGAUUUCAAUUUCACCAUAUUGGAUGAAAGGCAGCUCAUCUACGAACUCCGAGAUUUCCUU